GGAGGAGGAGAAGACGGGAGAAUACAGAGGCAACAUGUUGGGAACCCAAUUUUGGGACCGUUUUAUCCGGCAGAUCAAGAGAAACCCCGGACUUAUCCCGCUAAUCAGCUUCAUUGGCCUGGGGAUGGGCAGCGCUGCGCUUUACCUGCUUAGACUCGCCUUGCGCAGCCCCGACGUCAGCUGGGACAGAAAAAAUAACCCAGAACCUUGGAAUCGCCUGAGCCCCAAUGACCAGUACAAGUUCCUCGCAGUUUCCAUGGACUACAAGAAACUGAAGAAAGACCGGCCGGACUUCUGAAGUGGGGGGCCUCUAGGAGGG
Messenger RNA from Trichosurus vulpecula (common brushtail), 319 nucleotides. It is a transcript of the gene COXFA4L2, whose product is annotated as NDUFA4 mitochondrial complex associated like 2. NCBI's taxonomy places the organism in Eukaryota, Metazoa, Chordata, Mammalia, Diprotodontia, Phalangeridae. Bases 35 to 298 code for a protein of 87 amino acids. The record is from RefSeq and is a predicted model, not a curated record. The transcript has 4 exons.